Tupaia belangeri chinensis (Chinese tree shrew) is the source of this 2283-nucleotide messenger RNA. RefSeq names its product transmembrane protein 101 (gene TMEM101). Lineage: Eukaryota; Metazoa; Chordata; Mammalia; Scandentia; Tupaiidae. The transcript has 4 exons. Bases 234 to 1007 code for a protein of 257 amino acids. Gene Ontology annotation, biological process: positive regulation of canonical NF-kappaB signal transduction. The record is from RefSeq and is a predicted model, not a curated record.
UGGAGGAGGCUAAAGGAAGGUGAGGAAGUCUAAUUGGAAACCUGAGUCAGUUAAACCAACAAAAAAUGUUGGGGCUAGCAGCCAGGACAUCUCUCGGGCCCGGAACUAGAGAGCGACAGCCUUGAUUCCGGGCGGAAGAAAUAAAACAGCGAGAGACGCGGAAGUUGCGUAUCCCAUGGCUCCGCAGGCCUCCCUGAUGGGAGUGAGGCCGUGGCGGACUGCCCUACCCGAAGAUGGCGUCGAAGAUAGGUUCGAGACGGUGGAUGCUGCAGCUGAUCAUGCAGUUGGGUUCAGUACUGCUCACACGCUGCCCCUUCUGGGGCUGCUUCAGCCAGCUCAUGCUGUACGCUGAGAGGGCCGAGGCGCGCCGGAAGCCCGACAUCCCGGUGCCCUACUUGUACUUCGACAUGGGGGCGGCCGUGCUCUGUGCUAGCUUCAUGUCCUUUGGCGUGAAGCGGCGCUGGUUCGCCCUGGGGGCUGCACUCCAGCUGGCCAUUAGCACCUACGCUGCCUACAUCGGGGGCUAUGUUCACUACGGGGACUGGCUGAAGGUCCGUAUGUACUCACGCACAGUUGCCAUCAUCGGUGGCUUUCUGGUGCUGGCCAGUGGUGCUGGGGAGCUGUACCGUCGGAAACCCCGCAGUCGUUCCCUGCAGUCUACCGGCCAGGUGUUUCUGGGCAUCUACCUCAUCUGUGUGGCCUACUCGCUGCAGCACAGCAAGGAGGAUCGGCUGGCAUACCUGAACCACCUCCCAGGAGGGGAGCUCAUGAUCCAGUUGUUCUUCGUGCUCUACGGCGUCCUGGCCCUGGCCUUCCUGUCAGGCUACUAUGUGACCCUGGCGGCCCAGAUCCUGGCAGUGGUACUGCCCCCUGUCAUGCUGCUCAUAGAUGGCAACGUUGCCUAUUGGCACAACACGCGGCGUGUUGAGUUCUGGAACCAGAUGAAGCUCCUGGGAGAGAGUGUGGGCAUCUUUGGGGCUGCAGUCAUCCUGGCCACUGAUGGCUGAGUUGCAUUGAGAGCCUGAGGGAACACAGGGAGCCACUGAGGGCCACCCUGCCUUCCUCCUCACUGGCCCAGUUGUUUAUUUAUGCUUUCUGGUCUGUUUGUUUGAUUGUUUUUUUUGUUUUGUUUUGUUUUUGCAUUAAGAGGCAGGUCUCUGUCCCAAGUUCUUGGGUUUGGCUCUUUGGAGGGCAGGAGCCCUAACGCUAGUGCCUCACAGGUUUUUUUUUUUUUCCCUGUUUGUUAGGAGCGCUGAGCCAGCUGUUCCCUGGGAGUGCUCUUCCUGAGAAGGGAAUAAGGCAAGGUUAGGGUGCAGGGACUGAGAAUGAGAGAGAUGAAGGAAGAUGGAGAUCUAGAAGUGGGCAAGUGUUACAAAUUCCUUUUUGAACGUGUCUGAUGCAGCUUGGCCCUACAAGUGCUUUUCAGAGACUGAGCGUGAGUGUGUGUGUUGACACGUGUGUCAGGCCCAGGAGGAGCAGAGGGCCAGACACCACAGGGCACAUGGGUUCUCAGGGCAUGCCAGGGCAGAAGCAGUACCAGCUCACCACCUACCUUGAGAGGAGAGCAGGCCCCGUCUGCUCUGAGAUACGCAGGAGUGGAGCUGGAGGCAGCCAGCUUUACACGUCUGGCUGUUUCCAGCCUCGUGGGCGGCCUGGUGGGGUGGAGUGCCCUCCCAAACACCAGAUCACACAGUCUUCCAAAAAUAAACAUUUUAUAUAGACAUUUGGCUUUGUUUCUCUGUUCUUACCACAGGGCACUUUGCCAUUGGCCGGGAUUGAUGUUGAGUUUCUUGAGAGACCGUUUACGGUUAAACCCCACCCUGGACCUCUCCGAUCUUUCCCCUGCUCUGAGAGUUCCCCUCAUCCCUUUUCUAGGCCUUUUUCACCAGUCUCAAAAUCCUUACCGUAGUAUGUGCUUUCCCUUCUAUUUGGUGCCAGCUCUUUGGAAGAAAUCUUUGGUGACAGCAACUCGAGGGAGAGAACUAACAGUGUCCACUCUGAACUGAGUGGUUUCCAUUUACACAUGAGGAAAUGGGGGCUUGGAGGAGGUAGACAAGCCUCCAGGCACAGAGCUGGAUUCCUGGCCAUGUCCAUCUAAUGUCCUGGCCAUUCCUGACGUGGCCAUGUCCUGAGGGAAGACACAGGCUACUGUUGGGGACUCAGUUCUGUCAUGGUGUACCAUGAUGGUCUCUUAAUUGACCAUUCUCCGUGCUUAUCCAUGGCCCCUCUGCUAGAAAGUAGCCCCACCAGCCAGUAGGGUCACUACGAGGAUUAAAACAAAAA